AUGAUGCGCCGUUUGAUGAUUGCCCAACCCGCCGCUGUGCGUCGUGUGAUGAAACCCACUGCGGUCUCCUCCGCGUUGGCGGUGCGCCGGGCCUCUACGGUGGCCAUCUCCGUUCAGGGACUUCACUACGUCGGCACCGGACUGGCGGCUAUUGCCCUCGCCGGUGUGGGUCUGGGCAUCGGCACCAUCUUUGGCAAUCUCCUCGUCGCCUGCGCCCGCCAGCCAAACCUGACAAAGAUGCUGUUUAACUACGCCAUUCUUGGUUUCGCGCUUACAGAGGCUAUUGGUCUGUUUGCCCUCAUGUUGGCCUUCCUGAUGCUCUUCUCUUAG
Trypanosoma theileri is the source of this 330-nucleotide messenger RNA. Its product is annotated as ATPase subunit 9. Gene Ontology annotation, biological process: proton motive force-driven ATP synthesis; proton transmembrane transport. Bases 1 to 330 code for a protein of 109 amino acids. Gene Ontology annotation, molecular function: proton transmembrane transporter activity. NCBI's taxonomy places the organism in Eukaryota, Euglenozoa, Kinetoplastea, Trypanosomatida, Trypanosomatidae. The transcript has a single exon. The record is from RefSeq and is a predicted model, not a curated record.